Messenger RNA from Spathaspora passalidarum NRRL Y-27907, 801 nucleotides. RefSeq lists its product as uncharacterized. The transcript has a single exon. Lineage: Eukaryota; Fungi; Ascomycota; Pichiomycetes; Serinales; Debaryomycetaceae. Bases 1 to 801 code for a protein of 266 amino acids. Gene Ontology annotation, biological process: nuclear envelope organization; lipid homeostasis. The record is from RefSeq and is a predicted model, not a curated record. Gene Ontology annotation, cellular component: nuclear membrane; nuclear envelope.
AUGUCAUCUGAAGACUUUAAUAAGAAUAUAACAAAUGAUAAACAAGAUGGUGACAUGCCUAUAAAUAAUUCCAGUAUCCGUUCAAAAGCAACUUUUUUAGAUGUAUCACCAGACAAUAAAGAAAGUGACUCUAUUGACAACCAACCUCAAUUACAGAUGCAAAAUCCAAUAGAACAACAAGUAUUAUCAUCUAAUACUAUCCCUGUCGAAUAUCAACGAGAGUCAUUGGUACGUGAAGUUCUUUCAGACCCUAGGAUACCGUACACCCUUGCCUUAUACCUUCAGCUCAUAUCAAAUGCUGUUCUAACGUCCAUUAUAUUCUACCUUAUCUACAUUUUUAUAACCACAAUAAGAAUAGACAUCAAUCAACGAAUGCAAUCUACAGCAUUAGAAAUUCUUCAAGAGAUUUCUUUUUGUUCACGAGAGUAUGUGCGUAACCGAUGCUCACCUGAGAGUGGACUACGUGUUCCUGCCUUAGAACAAGAGUGUACUGAAUUGGAUAAAUGCAGAAAUAGAGAUCCUCAAUUGAUUGCCCGUUCAAAAAUUACAGCUGAGACAUUUGCUGAAAUAGUUAAUGGAUUUAUUGGCAAGAUCAGUUGGAAAUCAAUUAUUUUGAUAAAUAUAUUGAUAUUUGGUGGGUUAAUUGUGAGUAAUGUAGCGUUUGGAAAUUAUCGGACCCAUUCGGCUCCUUUCAGUUCUAAAGAAGAUCAAGAGAAAAUAAAUCAAUUGGAAAAGAAAGUAAGAGAACAAGAGCUUAUUAUCAGAAAUUAUGAAAAUGGUGAUCAGAGGCAGGUAACCUAA